Scheffersomyces coipomensis is the source of this 1153-nucleotide messenger RNA. It is a transcript of the gene VPH2, whose product is annotated as Vph2p. The transcript has a single exon. Gene Ontology annotation, biological process: vacuolar proton-transporting V-type ATPase complex assembly. Lineage: Eukaryota; Fungi; Ascomycota; Pichiomycetes; Serinales; Debaryomycetaceae. The coding region runs from base 246 to 884 and encodes 212 amino acids. Gene Ontology annotation, cellular component: endomembrane system. The record is from RefSeq and is a predicted model, not a curated record.
CCUUAUUUCUGGUAAUUUAUAUAGUAAUUAUGUUAUAUCUAUAUACUAUAUAUUACUGGUAGUUUCAAUCGAACCACUCCAUAAAAAAAAAAAAGUCGCUCCACAGAACACAGAGACAAAACAAUUUUGAAACUAAAAUGGACAGAAACGCACGACCUUUUUUUUUCUUACCUGAAAUAUGAACUUAGUUACGUAUCAACCGAUAAUAAACAAUAUACGUUGCAAUAUCAACAUCAAUAAUCAUCAUGUCCCUAUACCAUAUAACACCCAAACUAAAGGAAUGUAUAGAUAGUAUAGACUCAUUGGAUACAUCCCUAAAGGAUAAACUCGUGUCAAAACCUUACAUUUCUCGUCAAAAUCUAAUAAAUCUAUACACAACUUAUAAGCCUACUAAAUCAUUAUUACAAUUAUUAUCAACCACAUCAUUAUAUAUACCGAAUAAAAAUAUUCAAGAUGUUAUCCCUAAAUCGAAAGAAUUCAUUAAGUCAAUGGAAUUAUUACGUCUAAAAGUUAAAGAAGAAGAAUAUCAGCGAUUAGUUAAUCCUGCUCCAUCUUUCACAGCAUUAUAUGAACAAGAAUUAACCAACUCAGAUUAUAUAUCUCCUGCUAAAGCUCAUAAAGAAUUAAAAAGUCAAAUCACCACCAUAUUCAAUAUCUUCAUCAGUGUAGCCAGUGUGGUUUAUGCUAUUUGGUAUUGGACGAAAUCUUCCUGGAAUUUACCUGAUAGUUAUAGAAUCUUAUUAUGUAUCUUCUUUGGAUUAUUGAUUCUUGUGGCAGAAGUUGUGGUCUAUAUGGGGUAUUUAAAUAAAAUAGAGGAAGCUAAAUUAAAAGAACGUAGGAAAAAGGAAAUUAAAACAUUAGUUAAAUCAGUUAAAUUAUCAUAAAAGUUAAUGUAUAUAGAAUCCAUAUUACAUAGUUCAUUUCUAUUAAUAGACAUUAAAAGUAUUUAUUUAUGAAAACGCGUGUUGUAGUUGUUUAUAUGAAUGUGUAACAAGUUUGUUUCAAAUUAUAUUACAAGUUUUAUCUACUUUGUAGAAUUAUGUGUUCGGCGCUACCAAAACUUUAAUCAUUUACUCCCUCCACCAAAAUCAAGGGAUCAAUUAAAAAAAAAAGGAUAAAGUUUGCACACAUUGCAUAAUAAACUUUUAAUAUU